Labrus mixtus (cuckoo wrasse) is the source of this 387-nucleotide messenger RNA. RefSeq names its product transcription factor HES-5-like. Gene Ontology annotation, biological process: regulation of transcription by RNA polymerase II; regulation of neurogenesis; anterior/posterior pattern specification. Gene Ontology annotation, cellular component: nucleus. The record is from RefSeq and is a predicted model, not a curated record. Lineage: Eukaryota; Metazoa; Chordata; Actinopteri; Labriformes; Labridae. Bases 13 to 387 code for a protein of 124 amino acids. Gene Ontology annotation, molecular function: DNA-binding transcription factor activity, RNA polymerase II-specific; RNA polymerase II cis-regulatory region sequence-specific DNA binding; protein dimerization activity. The transcript is spliced from 2 exons.
UAAAUAGGAGGGAUGAAGCCAGCAGAGAUCAGAUUCUCUCUACAGAGACCUCUACAGCACAGACAUCCAGACAUGGCACCUACAAUCACUACAGCAAUGACCAACUCUCAGGAACAUCUGACUCUGACACACAAGCUCAGAAAGCCUCAGGUGGAGAAGUUACGCAGAGAGCGAAUCAACAGCAGCAUUGAGCAGCUCAAGUCUCUCCUGGGUCCAGAGUUCCUCAAACAAGAGCCAGACUCCAAGCUGGAGAAAGCAGACAUCCUGGAGAUGACAGUUUGUGUCCUCAGACGACUGCAGCAGCAGAAUCAAGCUGUGCACAAAGUCCAGACCAGCAACAUCAAAGAGAAGAGUCCAGUCAACAGCGCCCCCUGGAGGCCGUGGUAG